AUGAACAUCAGUCACGUUAGCAAUCCUUCCUCAUCGUCUCCACGACCAGACUACCAAGUAUUCCUGAGUUUCAGAGGGCCAGACACACGCAGGACCUUUGCAGAUUUCCUGUACACCAGCUUGACUGGUGUUGGGAUUCGCGUUUUCAGGGAUGAGGAAGAUCUGGAGAAAGGCAAAGAAAUGAACCCCCAGCUGAUCCAGGCGAUAGAGCAGUCCAAGAUAUCGAUACCCGUCAUCUCCAAGGAGUACGCGUCCAGCAAGAGCUGUCUCAUGGAAUUGAAGGAAAUGGUGAAGUGCAUGGACGGGAAGAAUCACACCAUCAUCCCCAUCUUCUACUAUGUCAAUCCGUCGGAUGUACAAAACUGCACGGGCCCUGUCAAGAUGGCCUUGAAUGAGCACAAGAAGCGCGGCAGAGAUGACAGUAUCCUUAAUCCCUGGAAGUCUGCCCUCCAACGGAUCGGAGACUUGACGGGACACCAUCUCCACGAAAAUCAAGAAAAGAAACAUGGUGAAUUCAUAAAGUUAAUUGUCCGCAAAGUUGAGCAGAUGCUGCAGACGAGGGACCUAAUUUUGCCGAAACAAUUAGUUGUAGUCAAUCCUCAUGUGCAAGAAAUAAUGGCAAAGCUGAAGGUUGACUACCGCGAUGGGCAAGAGGUUGAAAUUGGGGACACAUGUGAAAAGGUGUUACUAAUACAUGGCAUCCCCGGGAUUGGUAAGACGGUCCUGGCGAAAUGUGUUUAUAAUAAACUUAACCAUCUGUUUGAUGCCUGUAGCUUUCUUGAAAAAUUCCAAGAAGAAAUUAGAGAUCACAGCAUCGUGUCUGUGCAAAACAGACUGAUUUCCCACCUCCACAAGGAAAAUGCCCAAACGUUUGAUUGUUCUGACUUUGCUCUGAAACAUAUUGAGAGCAGGUUUUGCGCCAUGAAGGUCCUUCUUCUCCUUGACAAUGUGAAGGACCGUGAACAGCUCAGCGCAUUAGUCGGAGAGCUUGAUUGGCUGGGCCCGGGGAGCAGAGUCAUUGUGACAUCCCAAAGAGAUGACGUCCUUAAAAAAGUCAAGGGCGCGGAAAAGUUUGGUCUUACAACGAUGCAACAAGAUGAAGCUCUGAAAUUAUUCUGUUGGCAUGCUUUUGGAAGGGAUUCUUCCCCUGAGGAAUUAGGGAGCUGGCAACGAAAAUCGUUGCUGCUACUGAUGGGCUUCCUUUGGCGCUUGAGAAGGUCUUGGGUGGAAAUCGGAGAGAAUAAAGAACUAUGCAUGGGGGGAAUACUGAAGGCCUUUGGCAAGGAAAUUGUCAAGAGUGAAAACAAGAAUGAACCUUGCCAGCGCAGUAGGCUGUGGAACCACGAAGAGGCACUGGAUGUAUUAACAAAUAGGAAGGGUACUAAGUUCAUUGGAGCCCUUGGGCUCGAGUUUGCUGACGAAUCUGAAGGGAAUAUCAGUUUUCAAAGUGAUCAAUUUGAUCGUUUAUGGAGCUUGAGGUUCCUCAAGCUAGAUUGGGCUAAUAUUCAGGGAAACUCUUUGGCUAAUAUUCAGGGAUACUCUAUGGGUUAUAUUUCGAGCUUAAGGUGGCUUCAUUGGCAUCAUUGGCGAGGGUGCACUAAGAUUAUGAAAUCGGUAGAUCUGGAUUUGCAAAACUUGGUGAUUUUUGAUUUGUCGAGGAGUCGGGUUCACGUAGACUGGAGAGGUUGGAAGUUGUUCUCGAUGGCCAGUAAUCUGAAAGUUUUGAAACUAACUGGUUGUACUAAUUUGACUUCCAUUCCAAAAUUUCCUAAGUCAUGGGGGCUAGAAAGACUUAUUCUGGAAGGUUGCUCUAAUUUAGCAGUUAUCAAUCUAUCAAUUAAUAAACUGGAGAAGUUGAUUUCUUUGAACUUGAAGGGAUGCAGUCUCCUCAAUGAAUUGCCAGAUUUGGGUCCCCUGACAAGCUUGAAAGAGCUGGUGAUUGACGGAACUUCCAUUUCUCGAAUCAAUUUCCAAGAAGGUUCAAUGAUGAAGCUCAAAACUCUCAGCGCUCGCAAUUGUAAAGACCUGACUGACAUAUCCGAUUCGAUCGGGUACUUAAAGUCUCUCAAAUAUCUCUCUCUCGAUGGCUCUGGAAUCCAUACCCUACCGGAGUCUAUUGGAUCUCUGGAGAAACUGAAGACACUGUCUCUGAAGAAUUGCCAGAGGCUAACUGAUCUUCCCGAUGGAAUAGGAGGGCUCCGCUCAUUGCAAUUCCUAGAUUUAUCUUACACUGAGAUUAAGAAGUUACCAACGUCAGUCGAUGAUUUGAAAGCUAUGGAAGUGCUCAGGAUGAGGGGUACUUUCAUACAGGAGUUACCUGAAACAAUUUUGAAUCGAGAGAAGCCGGUAGAGAUAGAUAUCUCGUUAUGCCAGGAAUUAGAGGCGGAGAUCCACUUCGACAUUGAAAGAUUGUCGUCUUUCGCAAUCAUGAACGAAAGAUAG
Messenger RNA from Eucalyptus grandis, 2442 nucleotides. Its product is annotated as disease resistance protein RPV1. Gene Ontology annotation, molecular function: ADP binding. The record is from RefSeq and is a predicted model, not a curated record. Gene Ontology annotation, biological process: signal transduction; defense response. The transcript has 5 exons. The coding region runs from base 1 to 2442 and encodes 813 amino acids. NCBI's taxonomy places the organism in Eukaryota, Viridiplantae, Streptophyta, Magnoliopsida, Myrtales, Myrtaceae.